AUGGGCAGCGGCAGCAGCCGGAGCGGCCGCGCCCUGAGGCGGCUGCGCGGCCCCGACAGCCGGCCGGCGGGGCCCGGCGGGGCAGCCCCGGAGGGCGGGACGGGGCCGGGCUCGGCGGCGGCCCCGGAGGCGGCCCGGGAGGCGGUGGCGGCGGAGGGAGCGGCCGGCCGCGACCCCGGCCCCGCGGCGCCCCCCGACGGCGGGGACGAGACCCUGCGCCUGCUGGACCAGCUGCUGGCCGAGUCGGCGGCCUGGGGCCCCGGGGAGCUGGCCCCGCGCGGCCCGACGCGGCCCCGACCCGCCGCCGGCGCCGGGAGCCGGCCUGUGUUUAGAAAGACAAGCCGGGGCAGGAGGGCAGGGGAUGAGAAGAGACAGUGCGGGAAGCAGGGCAUCCAGGUGGAAGAUUCUGCGGAAAUCCAGGUGUCCCCAAAACAGAGCGCUGAAGACCACCCAGAGAGCAGCCACGGCUCCGAGCCCUCACGCUCAAGCACCACAGGCACUGGCCGCCUCCCAGGAGCCCCAGGCAGCUGCCACAAGAGGCCCGAGAGGCAGUCGGCCAUCACAUACGACUACUCCGAGGAGGAGCUGAUGGCCAGCAUCGAGCAGGAGUACUGCUGCUGAGGGCGGCACUGCAGCAGCCUCGUGGUCACCCAGCGGUCAAUGCAUCGUUCCUCCUAGACCUGGCCCCAGCUGACCGGGCCUCUUAGGAAUGUGGGCUAGGGGCGCAUAUCUCCCUGCCCUGCCAAGGGCUCUAGUUAGAGCUGAGCCACUUCCAGCAUGCGGUUACUCUCAGAUCUUUCACAACUGGACUCUUCAAAUUCAUACUCAGACAGUCCUGAAUGUGGCCGGCUGCCGGCCAUCAUGCUUGCUGGCAAGAGGUGAUCCGCUGUGCAGGCCCAGGCCAGAAAGAAGUCACAUGUCCUGCCCCGCAGCUGCGUGGGCAGUUAACCUGCCAGAUACCUGCCCCUCCCUGAGUCUCUGGGGAGAACUGUCUACAGGGUUCUCCUGGAUCUUGAAAUGCUUCCCCUUUCUGACGGCCACUCCACUUGCCACCUGCUCCAAAGAAGUCUCGUUAGCUGAGUAAGGCUCAGACCCGAGGCUUCGGGGCCUCUAACACAGGUCGCCUCUAGAGGGGGCACCAGGAGGUGUGCCUUGCUGAGCUGGAGGGAGUCAUCCUCGGUUCUGCAAAUGAGUCACCUGGAGAUGUUGUUGAAGUGAGGAUUCUGAUUCUGUGGGUCUGGAGUGGGGCCUGAGAGUCUGCUUUUCUAACCAGCUCCCGGGUGAGACCCAGGCUGCUGGAGCCCAGCCACACCCAGAGCAGCAGGGACUUAGGCCUGGCUGACUCCUCCCCCAGACCCGGUGCUGGAGGCCAUCAGAGCCACAGCCCACCCACCUCCCCAGAGGGAGGCCUGUGCCCCUGCAGUGGGUGUGGCGGGACCGGACCCGGGGACCCCAGUUCUGAUCCUGGCUCUAACCUGCAGUCACUCCCCACCUCCCAGCUUUGACGGUCAGGGAUUACACAAUCCCAGGCUUCCCUGGUCUCUCAUUGUCCCCUGGGGGCACGGGACUGCCUUCCCUGCUGAGGGUGCGUGUCGGCCCUACCUGGAAAGGGUCUUCAGGGCCACCUGCUCUUCCCACUGGGUAGAAGGUAGAAAAUCACAGCAGUGAGGCCAGGAGAGCCUUAGAACGUUCCCAGCUGACAAAUGAGAACGCCGACAAGCCAAGGAGCCCUGGGAAGCAGGCAGGGCCUGGAGGAGAACCACAGCCUGACUGGAAGGUGGGCUUCUGCCAAGGCCCAGCAUGGCUGCUGUCGGAAAGCUCAGGGUGGUGGGUGGGCAGAGCGAUCGGGAGGCCAGGAGACUGGGAGGCAGGCCCUCCAGAGCAGCCGGCCAGGUGUCAGUACAGAGGGCACGUGGAGGGGACAGCCGCCUCCCCCAGCCAGAACAGGUCUCAUCUUGUCCAGUGUUUACCACCCACACAGCAGCCUCCGCAGCAUCGCCUGCAAGAUGCAAGAGCAUCUCAGAACCCAAGGAAUGGCCACUUGGCACCAUCCCCAGGCCCACAGGUCUGUUGCUGAGACAGGCAAACAGGCUUUUCCACAAACCUUUAUGACUUGGCAAGAGUGCCUUUGAUCAGAUGUUCUGGGGCGGGGAGAUUUUUAACUCUGAAGUCAGAGGAUGGAGUGAUGGAGCCUUCCAGCAAACGCCCCUGAGGGUUGGCUCAGAACCUCCCCAAAGCCAGAGCUAUUUCUCACCCAACCCCAAACCACUUAUUUUGAUAUGAAGAUUAAAGCCAUUACUAUUAUAUUUUAAUAAUACAACUACUCUUUUAAAAGAAGUUAAAAAAUUACUUCUCACCACUAGACGGAUCAGGCCUUGAAUUUAAUGACAUAAAGUGUUUACAGUUUUACAUCUUUAAUUUGGUAAAAUGGAACACGUUCAGCCAGAAAGAUGAUACCCUUAUACUUUCCAGUAGAAACCUCCUUAAACCCUUAAUGAGAUAAAAACGUUAAGGAAAAAAAUUCUUCGUGUAGUUACAUUUCAUGUCAAUAUUGAGGUGAAUGCACUUCAUCAAAGCUAAGAAGUCACAGUG
Molecule: messenger RNA, 2592 nt
Organism: Hippopotamus amphibius kiboko
Lineage: Eukaryota; Metazoa; Chordata; Mammalia; Artiodactyla; Hippopotamidae
Gene: CYS1
Product: cystin 1
Exons: 5
Coding region: 1-621 (206 amino acids)
Source: RefSeq, a predicted model, not a curated record